AUGGCCUUGCUGCCAAGUGGCCCCGGCGUGCGACCGCCGCAGGUGCCCCAAGUGCCGGUGCCCCGCCUUGCCAGGGCUCCGAGCCGCUUGCGCGAAGGCCUGUGUGCAGUAUCUGUGAUGGGUGCUGGCGUAUGGACAAGUGCUCGAAGAGGCUCAAAGAGGCCAGGGUCCGCAAAAACUGCCAAAAGGGCCAAGGGCGGCUGGCCGGGGUCUUUCGUCGUGUCUGGAGAUGCUUCCGAGCUGCUCCAGAAGGUUCAGUGGCCUGCUGAGUGGCCCUACAGCGAGGCAGACUUUGCCCGCCAAGAUGAGUCGUCCGACAAUGGGUUCUACUCGCAGCCCAGGAUCUGCACGCAUACGGAUGACAACUUCAUUGCAACAUUGACAAAACAUUAUGCAGAUGUUUUUCCUUUGUAUCCUAACGCGCGAAUUCUUGAUAUCUGCUCCAGUUGGAUCAGUCAUUAUCCUACAGAGAAGACGUGGUCACACGUCUCCAUCACUGGAAUGAAUGAAUACGAGCUUGCGCAAAACAAGCAGGCGGACGACUAUAGCGUCCGGGACCUGAAUGAGAAUCCUAGUCUAGCUUAUGAUGACUCGUCAUUCGAUAUUGUCACCUGUACGGUGUCGUUUGACUACUUGAACAAGCCGUUGGAGGUCAUGAAGGAAGUGGGCCGCGUCUUGAAGCCAGGCGGCAUGGUCAUCCUGUCGACCAGCAAUCGCUGCUUUCCCACCAAGGCAGUGAACAUAUGGCUCCAGACCGGUGACUUAGAGCAUGUGCUCAUUUAUGGCAGCUACAUGCAUUAUGCAGGUGCUUUUGAGCCUCCCGAGGCAUUGGACUUGUCGGGUCCUCUUUGCCGCCUGGGAUUUCAAGACCCUGUGUUCGUGAUUCGAGCAAAGAAAAAGGCCUGA
Symbiodinium pilosum is the source of this 906-nucleotide messenger RNA. The record is from the annotation of a GenBank genome assembly. NCBI's taxonomy places the organism in Eukaryota, Dinophyceae, Suessiales, Symbiodiniaceae.